This is a messenger RNA of Theobroma umbraticum, 1521 nucleotides long. RefSeq names its product beta glucosidase 40 (gene BGLU40). Lineage: Eukaryota; Viridiplantae; Streptophyta; Magnoliopsida; Malvales; Malvaceae. Gene Ontology annotation, molecular function: beta-glucosidase activity. Gene Ontology annotation, biological process: carbohydrate metabolic process. The record is from RefSeq and is a predicted model, not a curated record.
AUGCUGCUGAGAAAAGGCAUUGCUUUGGGUAUAGUAUUGGUGGUUUUGGGAACAUUCCAGGCAGGCUUGUCACAGUCACAGAACAUUACCAGGGCCAGUUUCCCAAAGGGCUUUGUUUUUGGAACCGCCUCUUCUUCUUUCCAGUACGAAGGAGCAGUGAAGGAGGAUGGAAGGGGGCCAACUAUUUGGGACAAAUUCUCACAUACUUUUGGGAAGAUAAUCGAUGGUAGUAAUGCUGAUGUUGCUGUGGACCAAUACCACCGCUAUACUGAAGAUAUACAACUCAUGAAGGACAUGGGGAUGGAUGCUUACAGGUUUUCAAUAGCUUGGUCUCGGAUAUACCCUAAUGGUACAGGAGAAAUAAACCAGGCAGGUGUUGAUCAUUACAAUAAUUUGAUAAAUGCUCUAUUUGCCAAAGGUAUUGAACCAUAUGUGACCCUUUACCACUGGGAUCUUCCUCAAGCGUUGGAGGACAGAUACAAUGGAUGGCUCGACCCGCAAAUUAUAAAGGACUUUGCAAUGUUUGCUGAGACAUGCUUCCAGAUUUUUGGUGACAGGGUGAAACACUGGAUUACAUUUAAUGAACCCCAUACAUUUACUGUGCAAGGCUAUGAUGUCGGUCUCCAAGCACCAGGACGCUGUUCCAUCAUUCUUCGCCUUAUCUGCAAGGCUGGAAACUCUGCAACUGAGCCUUACAUAGUUGCGCACAAUGUCCUCCUUUCUCAUGCAACUGUUGCAGAUAUUUACAGGAAAAAGUACAAGGCAAAACAACAUGGAUCGGUUGGGGUAUCGUUUGAUGUUAUGUGGUAUGAGCCAGAGACAAAUUCAGCAGAAAACAUUGAAGCCGCUCAAAGAGCUCAAGAUUUUCAGCUUGGCUGGUUUCUGGACCCAUUGAUCUUUGGAGAUUAUCCAAGCUCAAUGAUUAGCAGAGUAGGAAACCGAUUGCCUAGGUUUUCAAAAGCUGAGUCCGCUCUUCUUAAGGGGUCUUUGGAUUUUGUUGGCAUUAAUCAUUACACUACAUAUUAUGCAAGAGCAAAUGCCACUAAUGCACUUGGUACUAUACUAAAUGACUCCAUAGCAGACUCUGGUGCCUUUACAGUUCCUUUCAAAAAUGGGAAACCUAUAGGAGACAAGGCAAAUUCUAUAUGGUUAUACAUAGUACCCAGUGGUAUGAGAAGCCUAAUGAAUUACAUCAAGGAGAAGUAUGGAAACCCUCCAGUCAUUAUCACAGAAAAUGGUAUGGAUGACUCAAAUAGCAUAUUUAACAGCAUUAAAGAUGCUCUGAAGGAUGAGAAGAGAAUCAAAUACCACCAUGAUUACUUAACUAACCUCCUAGCUGCUAUCAAGGAAGAUGGUUGCAAUGUUAAAGGGUAUUUUGUCUGGUCUCUACUUGAUAACUGGGAGUGGGGAGCCGGGUACACAUCUAGAUUCGGUCUAUAUUUUGUGGACUACAAGGACAACCUCAAGAGAUAUGCCAAGGACUCUGUUCAAUGGUUCAAGAACUUCCUAGCGUCUGCUUAA